Messenger RNA from Mastomys coucha (southern multimammate mouse), 5241 nucleotides. RefSeq names its product RAN binding protein 17 (gene Ranbp17). Gene Ontology annotation, cellular component: nuclear pore; cytoplasm. Gene Ontology annotation, molecular function: small GTPase binding; nuclear export signal receptor activity. Gene Ontology annotation, biological process: protein export from nucleus. Lineage: Eukaryota; Metazoa; Chordata; Mammalia; Rodentia; Muridae. The transcript has 30 exons. The coding region runs from base 212 to 3670 and encodes 1152 amino acids. The record is from RefSeq and is a predicted model, not a curated record.
UUGAUUUGUAAUGGUUCCUUCCUAUUUUGAUUAAUAAAAUUGUUAUGAUUAUUUAACAUUCACAGUCUAAAUCUACAACUCCUUUUGUGGCAACAUAAUACUGGAUUCAUUGUUGAAGGAAGAGUUAGUUUCAAGUGGCCCAGGAAAAAGCUUUCAGGGAUGCUCAACUAACAGAAAAAGGAACAGUUUGUAGGAAAUAAGUAACCUCAAAAUGAAGGCAGUGUAUACUACUGCACUUAAGAAGCAUGAUUCCAGAACGCAGGCAAGAUAUAGGGAGAGUUUGGCUGAGUUGGAAGUGCUGUGUACGCAUCUCUACGUAGGGACCGAUCUCACUGAAAGGAUAGAGGCUGAGAAAGCACUCUUGGAACUGAUUGACAGCCCAGAAUGUCUCAGCAAAUGUCAACUUUUAUUAGAACAAGGAACAACAUCCUAUGCUCAGCUCCUUGCAGCAACAUGUCUUUCAAAACUUGUUACCCGAAUCAAUCCUUUACCUGUUGAACAGAGGAUAGACAUCAGAAACUACAUCCUGAAUUAUGUGGCAUCCCAACCUAAGCUGGCACCCUUUGUCAUCCAAGCUCUGAUUCAAGUCAUUGCUAAACUUACCAAGUUGGGGUGGUUUGAAGUUCAGAAGGACGAGUUUGUUUUCCGAGAAAUCCUUGCUGAUGUGAAGAAAUUCCUCCAGGGCACAGUGGAACACUGCAUAAUAGGAGUGAUAAUCCUUUCUGAGUUGACACAGGAAAUGAACCUGGUUGAUUAUUCCAGACCUUCAGCAAAACAUAGGAAAGUAGCUACCUCAUUCCGUGACACUUCUCUAAAAGACAUUCUAGUGUUAGCGUGUUCUCUCCUAAAACAGGUGUUGGCCAAACCUUUAAAUCUUCAGGAUCAAGAUCAACAAAGUCUAGUAACGCAAGUCUUAAAGCUGGUCCUCAGCUGCCUGAGCUUUGACUUCCUGGGCAGUUCAGCAGAUGAAUCUGCGGACGAUCUUUGCACGGUGCAGAUUCCAACAACCUGGAGAGCAAUUUUCCUGGAGCCAGAAACAUUGGAUCUUUUCUUCAAUUUGUAUCACUCGCUCCCACCACUGCUGUCUCAGUUAGCACUUUCAUGCUUAGUUCAGUUUGCAUCGACAAGAAGAUCCUUAUUUAGCAGUCCUGAGCGUGCCAAGUACCUUAGGAACUUAAUUAAAGGAGUAAAAAGGAUACUUGAAAACCCCCAGGGUUUGUCUGAUCCUGGUAAUUAUCAUGAAUUCUGUCGAUUUUUGGCUCGUUUAAAGACAAACUAUCAGCUGGGAGAAUUAGUUUUGGUGAAGGAGUAUGCGGAAGUUAUUGGAUUGAUUGCUAAUUUUACUAUCACUAGCCUUCAGCAUUGGGAGUUUGCCCCCAACAGUGUUCAUUACUUAUUAACUCUGUGGCAGAGGAUGGUAGCAUCCGUCCCUUUUGUGAAGUCAGCUGAACCUCACUUGUUAGACACUUACGCACCUGAAAUCACAAAGGCCUUUAUCACGUCCCGAUUGGAAUCUGUUGCCAUUGUUGUGAGAGAUAAUUUAGAAGACCCUCUGGAUGACACUGCUACCGUGUUCCAGCAGCUGGAGCAGCUGUGUACAGUCAGCAGAUGUGAAUAUGAAAAGACGUGUACUCUUCUUGUGCAGUUGUUUGACCAAAAUGCACAGAACUAUCAAAAGCUUCUGCAUUCUGCUUCGGGGCUACCUAUUGACAUGGCAAUUCAAGAAGGACGUCUUGCAUGGCUGAUCUACUUGGUUGGCACAGUUGUAGGAGGGAGACUCACAUAUACCAGCACAGAUGAGCAUGAUGCUAUGGAUGGAGAACUGUCCUGCCGUGUUUUUCAGCUUAUAUCUUUAAUGGAUACCAGAUUGCCUCGCCGCACCAAUGAAAAAAUAGAACUUGCAGUUCUCUGGUUCCUGGAUCAGUUUCGUAAAACUUAUGUUGGUGAUCAGCUUCAGAGAACCUCAAAGAUGCAGAUCCUAAUGUCACCUCAGUCCAGCCUGUUUGUCAAAUUAAGAAGGACAACAACAGCAACUACCACUCCAGCCAAGAAGGUUGUACGCCCGAAGAAUGAUGUUUCCAGAGUUCCAGAGAAGGCUUGGAAAAUAGUUAAGGUCUAUGCCCGUAUGUCAGAAGUCUUAGGAAUAACAGAUGACAACCAUGUUCUGGAAACAUUCAUGACGAAAAUUGUUACAAACCUUAAGUACUGGGGAAGGUGUGAGCCUGUAAUCUCAAGGACUCUCCAGUUCCUAAGCGACCUUUCCGUUGGCUAUAUCCUUUUAAAAAAACUUGUGAAAAUAGAUGCUGUGAAAUUCAUGCUGAAAAACCACACGAGUGACCACUUCCCGUUUCUUGGCAUCAGUGACACUUACAGUGUGGGUGACUUCAGAUGCCGGACAACCUUCUACACCGCCCUCACCCGCCUUCUCAUGGUGGAUCUGGGUGAAGAUGAGGAUGAAUUUGAGAAUUUUAUGCUGCCUCUCACAGUCUCUUUUGAAACAGUGUUACAAAUAUUCAACAAUAACUUUAAACAGGAAGAAGUAAAGCGUAUGUUGAUCGGGCUGGCAAGAGAUCUUCGAGGGAUUGCCUUUGCAUUGAACACAAAGACCAGCUACACCAUGCUGUUUGACUGGAUGUACCCAGCAUAUCUCCCAGUUCUUCAGAGAGCAAUUGAACGAUGGUAUGGAGAACCAGCAUGUACUACUCCUAUCUUAAAACUCUUGGCAGAACUGAUGCAAAACAGGUCUCAGCGUUUGAAUUUUGAUGUAUCCUCUCCUAAUGGAAUUCUUCUCUUCAGAGAAGCCAGCAAAAUGAUUUGCACCUAUGGAAAUCAGAUCCUGUCUCUUGGGAGUCUCUCCAAAGAUGAGAUUUAUCCAAUGAAACUCAAGGGCAUUUCCAUCUGUUACUCAGCUCUCAAGUCUGCAUUGUGUGGAAAUUAUGUCAGCUUUGGCGUCUUCAAGUUGUAUGGGGACAACCAUUUCGACAAUGUACUCCAGGCCUUUGUCAAAAUGCUGCUGUCGGUGUCCCACAGUGACUUGCUGCAAUAUCGGAAACUGAGCCAGUCUUAUUAUCCACUCCUGGAAUGUCUCACCCAGGACCACAUGAGUUUCAUCACCAACUUGGAGCCUCCUGUGCUCCUGUACGUUCUCACAUCUCUCUCAGAGGGACUCACCACUCUUGACACAGUGGUCUCCUCCAGCUGCUGUACAAGUUUAGACUACAUGGUCACCUAUCUCUUCAAGCAUAUAGCAAAAGAAGGGAAGAAGCCACUUCGAAGCAGAGAGGCUAUGCAGGCUGGUCAGAGACUGUUACAUUUUAUGCAACAAAACCCAGAUAUUCUGCAGCAGAUGAUGUCUGUCCUCAUGAACACCAUUGUCUUUGAAGAUUGUCGGAACCAGUGGUCAGUAUCCAGGCCUCUCCUGGGGCUCAUCCUACUCAAUGAGAAGUAUUUCAAUGAACUGAGGGCGAGUCUGAUAAACAGCCAGCCUCUCCCCAAGCAGGAAGUCCUUGCCCAGUGCUUCAGGAACUUGAUGGAAGGAGUAGAACAGAACCUGUCUGUCAAGAACAGAGACAGGUUUACACAGAACCUCUCCGUCUUCAGAAGAGAUGUGGCAGAAGCCCUGCGUAGCGAUGGCCACACUGACCUAUGCAACCUGGACAUGAUGAGCUGACCCAGCUCCUGAGCGUGGGCUGUGCAGCCUUUGUCAAGAGACUCUGGAAGGUCUGGGUUCCAGACCACGAUGCUGGCCAGCCCAGAAGAGUGUAUUUUUCAGAACAAGCAACUAAAGCCCUACAUUUUUAUAAGUCUGAGCUAAUUAUAAAAAUUUAUAAUAGUGCACAUACAAAUGUAAAUUCAGUAUUCAAAGCAACACACAUUUCCAGUCUGUCUGGGUUCCCACAAUGCUGAAAGGUCUAGAAACUAUAUUUAACCAAAGAACAUAGGAAACCAGGCUAGCACCUGCGACCAAGGCUGUGGGUUUGGUGAAGAUACAGCCCUCACUUCAGUGUGGGUACUGGAUGGAGACAAAUGCCAUCUGAACCUGUUGAAUUUAGUUUUUACAUCUGGAAAAUGCUAUAUUAGGGACUCGGGGCUGUGGGCAUUGACAAGGAGCCGGGAGGGAGGGCCAUAAAGCCUCCCCCAGAACUACACACCCGCCUUUCUGCCUCAGCAAUAUCUGAUAAAGUUCAGAGACAGUAACACAAUUAGAUGACUAACAAACAAUGUUUGCUUUCCACUGGCAUAAAUCUGAAGUGGUUCAGUCUAGAAGAAUUAGCUCUGCAAUUGCUGCCUGCAGAGAUGUACUUAGGACUCUGGAAGCCUGGUUAGAAGUUCUAGGUGCACAAGCUCCAUUUAACUUGAGGGAAAGCCAAAGGUGGCAAGUUGUCUUUGGAAACAGCUCUGCCUCCUUGGACCACCCAGAAGAGUUCAGCUGCUGCCUUCCACCUUCCACACAUUUAACCACUGUUGGAUGUGACUUCACCCAAACAUAGGAAAUGAAGGCCUUUAUAGUUUGUGACCCAUCAAACAUAAGCUAUUAAUUUGGAAUUGCCACUGUCAGGCAGGUUUCCUAUCUCACUGCACUGACUUUGAGUUCAGGCUUACAAUAAACACUGUGGCCGUAAUGUCUGAUCAAACAUGAAAGGCUGGCCUCACUGUUGCAGGGGAAAUCUACAGGCUCUUGUUGUAAUCUCAUUUCUCAGACUAGUGUUUCUUCAAACCUUUCUUGAUAGUUGAGUUUUGCAACAAGCUUGUCAUGUGAAAGCAAGUCACCUAAGUUCAUCUCUAAGUGUUUGUCUUCUGUGUGCAAAGAGAGUCAGGGGAAGCAGUGGUCUGGGUGAGACUGUAGUGCUUAGCAGGCAGGUAAGCCUGAACCUUACUCCUCCCACCCAUUAGGAAAUAGGACUCUCCUAUAGAAGACAAAUCCUGCACUUUGAAACGUCAGCUUUCAAGGAGCUUAACAAGAUUUUCUCUUUGGUUUUUGUUUAGUUUUUAACUUGUUUAAUUUUGGUUAUCUGAGCCUCCCUGUGUAGCCCAGGCUGGCCUGGACAUUUCCACAGCUGCCUCGGUGAAGGUUGACAGGCGUCGACCACAAUGCCUGGCUUCUGCGAUUGUGGGCAGGUUGGUUAUAGCUGCCUUUUUCCACAGAGCUACACAUGCUUCUCCCACUCCAGCACCGUUUCUCACAGUUGCCUCGAGUCUAAAGCACUAUAUUGUUUGCAUUAAAAUGUUCACAAGAAAAGA